UUGCUUUCCUGAGGGAGGGGAAGAAGUGGAUCACAAGUGGGGGCGGUUGAAUAACACAAAACAACACGGCUGUGGAGAGCUGUGGACUCACAUGUCCGAGCUCCCCUUUUCCCUUCCUCCUUUCUCCCCCCCCCUCUUUUUUUUUUCUACCACCACCAUCACCACCAUAGUCGCGGGUGCCAGCUGAGGACAGUCGACCGAGGAAGAGCGCACGUCAGCGGACACCUGAGCGAAAAGCCUCGGUGAGAGCCCGUUGGAGCUCUGCUGUCUGACAUGAUGGACUCCCCCUCGGACCUCUUCGAUGAUUCCAACCCGCAAGUCCACCCGUUUGCCCCCCAACUCCUGUCGGCAGAAGUGCUCGGAGGGCUUCAAGGUGGAGGCCGGCCUCCUCCGAACGCCUUCAGACCACUCGGCUUCCCCCUCAUCCAGCAGCACCUCAGCCAGUCCUGCAGAACCCCUCGCGGCCCGCCAAGCGCGCACCUGGCCGUGGAGCGAGAAGAGACAGAGGGCCAGGAGGGCUUGUCGACUGACGACGAGGGUAAGAAGCGAGCGGGACCCCAAUGGAGUCAGGAUUUGGCGAGGUUGAAGAGGAUGAAGCUGGAGGAGGGUGGCGCGAGGCGUGGUGGGGGAGGGAGGGAGCUGAGGAGGAGGAGGAGAGCGGAGCUGAAGGAGCAGCUGGAGGAGGCCAGGGAAAGACUGCAAGCCCUGCAGGAGAAAGUGCUGAGGGCCUUCGGGGAGAGCAACACAGACGAACAGGAAGGGAAAAGGAAUGGAAAUGGAAAAAAUGCGGAGGACGAGGUCACAGCCGAGCGGAUGUUUGACGACGACGACGAGGAACUCGAUGGAGGUGCUGCGGAAAACGAGCCCCUCUGUCUUAUCGCCCCUUUUUAUAGCUUCAAGGAAAGUGAAGAGAAGCAAAGAGAUGGCGCGAGGACGCAGCGAGGACGAGGUGAAGGUGCGACGGAGGGAGUGGGCCUCUGGUUGGACUGGGAUGGAGGGAUAAAAGAUGAAGACGACGAGGGGGGGCACAAGUUCGCCCAGGCUUUGAAGCUGGAGCUCGGCAGCGCCGUGGCCAGAGUCAUCGACCGCGUCCUCCGGCUAUACACCGACCCGUCCUGUCGCCAAGCCGGCGUGGAAGACCGAGAGGCGAGAGUGGAGGACGAGGAGAGGCCAGGUGGGAAUGAUGAAGAAAGAGAAAGACCGCUUCAAACCAUGAACAGCCUGCCUCCUCAUGGCAUCCAGAACACAGAUUUGGCCUUGCCACCGGUGGCGCUAAAGUCACCCGACCUCCAGAAGGCACGCCCCUUUCUCAGCCCGCCUCUGCCAAGUCACCCCGACCUUUCGCUGCAUCUCCCUCGACCUCCGUUGCUCUUAGCCCCGGCGCCCCAACCCAAGGAGCCCUCCUCUGCCCAUCCGCCCUCAUCUUCCUCUUCAUCCUCCUCUUCCUCAUCCUUCCCCGCCCCUCCUCUGGCCCUCCCGCUGCUCCACUACUCCAUGCAGCAGCUUUUCUCCCGCUCGCUCCACCAACACCCGCAGAUGCCCCCUCUUCCCCCGUCGUCCCGCAAGGAUUUCCUCAACUCCGACCCCUUCCUGGAGUUCCCCACACACCCUUCCUUUCCCCCGCUGCCCCUACUCGGUCAUUUGGGGCCGUCCCUUAUGCGCCACGCUCAUGGCGGCAGAGAGAGGGGAGUGAGGGGAGGUGGGAUGAUGGAUGGAGGAGAGCUUUUCCUGAGCUCAGGAGGAGUAUACACUCAGGAGGGUUUGUCUCCUUGCCACCUGAAGAAAGCCAAACUCAUGUUCUUCUACGCUCGCUAUCCCAGCUCCAACACUCUCAAGACAUACUUCCCUGAUGUCAAGUUUAACCGCUGCGUGACCUCCCAGAUGAUUAAGUGGUUCAGCAACUUCAGAGAGUUCUUCUAUAUCCAGAUGGAGCGGUUUGCACGGCAGGCUGUCCGUGAGGCUUUAACCCGGGAUGGUGCACCUCGCUUGGGUAGAGAGAGUCAGCUGCAAGUGGGCCGGGAUACAGAACUUUACCGCAUACUCAACAUGCAUUACAACAAAAGUAACAUCUACCAGGUCCCGGAAAGGUUUAUAGAAGUGUCUGAGGUGGCCCUGAGGGAGUUUCACUCAGCCAUUUGGACAGGCAGAGACAGUGACCCCUGCUGGAAGAAAGGAAUAUACAAAAUUAUCUGUAAGCUUGAUAGUAGCGUACCAGAUGCCUUCAGACUGCCCGGUUGUCCAGUCGGCUAAUUAUAAUCAAGGUUUUGGGUUUUUUUUCCUAAAUACUGCAAUGCCUUGAGAUAUGAGUAAGACUCGUCACAAGUUAUUUCAAGGAAUGAGUCAAACUGCCUUCACAACAAGCAAAAGGUUGGCAGAUAGUGAUCGAUUACAAAACAAUUCUCUCAGGCAAAUUACUGCGGCUUACUGAGGAGUUGGGACCAUCUUCAUUGAUGUCUGUAUAAUACUGCCCCCAGGUGGCCAAGGCACAGACACACCAGAGGGCGCUGCACAAUUACAGUAAAUUAAUAAUCAUAAUGCACAAACUGUUCAAUUCCGGUUGAUUGUGUUUACAAUAUGUUUUUAAUAAAAUACAAUAUUUCAUAAUGUAUUUUUUUGAAAGGCUGGAGAGAAUUAAUGACAUUUCCAUUCAUUUCAGUGGUUAAAGGCGAUUUAAUUCAACUCUUAUCUCAAGGCACCACUGUAUGAACAUACAUGCAUGAUUAAAUGUGUUCCGUCAGACAUAUAAGACGAGUUUCAACUCUACAUUUGAAGUUUAAAACCAUACGGGUUUCCGUCAUGCUGUUUUCACACACUUUCGUCCAGUCUCUGUUUUUAUUUUAUUUUUUUCCCCCCAAUCUUUGUAUGUAUUGUAUUUUGUAAGACGUUUAGGAACUACUGGAGCAAGAUGAGGGAAAUUAAUUAGAGUGGAUUGAUAAUCAAAAUGUCUGUUCACUGGAACAAUAUAUUUUAAAUGGUGUAAAAAAAUGAAACAAAGUCUAAGUGGGCUCGGCCUGCCGCUAUUUGGGUUGUGGCUCCUCAAUUUGUUUUUGUGAGAUCUUAUUUGUGGCGUAUCUUCAAGUGCAUGUGUAUAAUAUUUGGGUUUGAAUUGUAACCUGUUGCUUUCUGUUCCAAAUCUACAGUGAGACUAUUCUUGAAAUCUGUGCCUCAUUCAAACACACUUGCAAAAUUUAAUGUUUAAUAUGAGCAACAAACUAGAAUAAAAAAAAGUCAGGCGUG
Molecule: messenger RNA, 3237 nt
Organism: Hippocampus zosterae (dwarf seahorse)
Lineage: Eukaryota; Metazoa; Chordata; Actinopteri; Syngnathiformes; Syngnathidae
Gene: prox3
Product: prospero homeobox 3
Exons: 6
Coding region: 274-2250 (658 amino acids)
Biological process (GO): regulation of transcription by RNA polymerase II
Cellular component (GO): nucleus
Molecular function (GO): RNA polymerase II cis-regulatory region sequence-specific DNA binding; DNA-binding transcription factor activity, RNA polymerase II-specific
Source: RefSeq, a predicted model, not a curated record